AACUCAACCGGCCACUGCUAUUACCUCUUUAGCCACCAGUCUGGUGCCUGCGAUUUCCUCUACUACUGGAACCACAACUUCUCUCGCCACUGUAGCACUUUCAACAGCCACAAUGACAGCUCUCGGUCCUACCACAACUAUGAUUCCCACAAACCCAUCUUCUGCUCCCACAACUCAACCGGCCACUGCUGUUACCUCUUUAGCCACCAGUCUGGUGCCUGCGAUUUCCUCUACUACUGGAACCACAACUUCUCUCGCCACUGUAGCACUUUCAACAGCCACAAUGACAGCUCUCGGUCCUACCACAACUAUGAUUCCCACAAACCCAUCUUCUGCUCCCACAACUCAACCGGCCACUGCUGUUACCUCUUUAGCCACCAGUCUGGUGCCUGCGAUUUCCUCUACUACUGGAACCACAACUUCUCUCGCCACUGUAGCACUUUCAACAGCCACAAUGACAGCUCUCGGUCCUACCACAACUAUGAUUCCCACAAACCCAUCUUCUGCGCCCACAACUCAACCGGCCACUGCUAUUACCUCUUUAGCCACCAGUCUGGUGCCUGCGAUUUCCUCGACUACUGGAACCACAACUUCUCUCGCCACUGUAGCACUUUCAACAGCCACAAUGACAGCUCUCGGUCCUACCACAACUAUGAUUCCCACAAACCCAUCUUCUGCACCCACAACUCAACCGGCCACUGCUAUUACCUCUUUAGCCACCAGUCUGGUGCCUGCGAUUUCCUCGACUACUGGAACCACAACUUCUCUCGCCACUGUAGCACUUUCAACAGCCACAAUGACAGCUCUCGGUCCUACCACAACUAUGAUUCCCACAAACCCAUCUUCUGCGCCCACAACUCAACCGGCCACUGCUAUUACCUCUUUAGCCACCAGUCUGGUGCCUGCGAUUUCCUCGACUACUGGAACCACAACUUCACUCGCCACUACAGCGCUUUCAAGAACAAUGACAAUCCUUCCUCCUACUACAAUUAUGAUUCCCACAACUCCAGUUGCCUCUGUGACUGUCUUUCCGACCACCUCUGCUCUAACCUCAACUACUUUUGAAGCCUCAAUGACACUUUCUACAACUAUGAUGACCACUUCUACUCCAACUCAAAGUUCUACUUUUUCCACAACUGCUGUGACCACUCUGGUCACAAGUCCUGUACCCCCAUCCACCUCUGUUCCCUCAACUACUGCUGAAACCACAACCUCUCAAGAGUCAACACUUCCUGCAAGUACGAUGACCGCUUCUACUCCAAGUCCUGUACCCACAACAGCCUCCACGGUAACACUUUCUACAACCAUGACAGCUCUUGUUCCAGCCACUGUGAUUCCCAUAACUAUCUUUGCUAGCGCUUCAACUUCUGUAUCCACAACUCCACAAGUCACUACUCUGUCUCCUACCACCAGUCCCGUGUUCACAACCACCUUUGCUCUCGCUACGAUGACUGCUUCUCCAGUGUCUGGAACACCCGGAAGAAGUCAUCCAUUGAUAACACUUAAAACAGCCGGUCGUUUGACACCCACUACUACAGUUGGGUCAACAAUAUCUCCUUCAGGAGCUCGAGUUUCCUCUCCAGCUCAGACGACUUACGUGCCGGCAACCUCAAGAAUAACUCCCGUAAUGGCAACACUUGAAGCAACCAUUAGUCUAACUCUGUUGAUUGAAAUCCUCUCUACCAGAUAUCCGGGAAUAAUGAGUCCUUCUUCAACAGAUUCAACUAGUCAGGCUCCAACUGCCGUCAUCAGGUAUACGUCCCCUUCAGGAACCACAGCUCCCUCCCAAGUACCGACGACAACGUCUUCAUCGACUCCAAUUUCUGAAUCAACUUACCCAAUGACAGCAACACCUGAAAUGCGUAGCAUGUCUCCAACCUCUACAAUCAAGUCUACGACACCCCCUUCAGGAACACCAAUUACCUUACCAGCCCUGACAGCUUCUUUUCCAGUCUUUGCAACACCUGAAAGAACUUCUCCAUUGAUGACGAUGCUUCAAGCAACCAGUAGUCAGCAGACUCCCACUGCCACAAUCAAGUCUCCAUCCACCUCCGGUAAUACAACUCCCUCCCGAGCUCAGAAAACUUCUCCCAUUUCGACAAUAGCAGGGACAACUUUUCCUGUGACAGAAAUACUUAACACAAGGAGCAAGGCUCCCACCACCACAAGCAGGGCUACAUUAUCCUUUUCAGAAACCAGAAUUCCCUCCCAGCUUCCAACAACUAGUCAAGUUUCAGCAACACGUGGAAGCACUUAUCCAAUGGCUGCAACAGUGGGAGAAACUGUACUUUUAGACCAGACCGCUGUCGUCAUCUCCAGGACAUUGGAAAAAACUCUCAGCCAACUUCCGACUCAAAGAGUGUCAGCAACACCAACUACUUCUUCAGUAACAACAACAGCAGGAGCUAUCGGUAGUCUGACUGCAACCACUGGAAUGGAGUCUACAACAUCUUGGACGAGAACCACCUUUCCAGAUCUGUUGACAACUUUGACGGUGACAUACGGGGGGACAUUUCGUAGUCUGGCUCCAAGCACUGAAAUCAAGUCAGAAACACUAACUCCCUCCAAAACACAACCAUCAUCAUCUGGAAGAACUUUUACAGGGACAGCAACACUUGACACGAGUAGUCUGGGUCCAAACACUGCAGUCAGGUCUACAAGCUCUCCUUUAGGGAGCACAGCUCCCCGAACACCGAUUACAACGCCUGAAAAGACUCAUAGUCCGGCCCCAUUCACCACAGUUAGAGCUCCCACACCGCCUUUGCGAUCCACAAUUACCACCUCCACUGCAAUAACUACUCAAGACUCAGCAUUAACUGGAAAAAACGUAUCAGCAAUACCUGUUGCAACGAGUCCAGCCAGAGCAAUCAAGACGACGACUCUUUCUGGAAUGACAACUAAUGGCCCAGCCCAGGCAAUUACUUUUCCAGUGUCAGUACAUGAACGAACCGUUGGUCUGACUCCAUCAAUGACUGUUCCCUCAGUAGCGCUUGCAGCUACGUCUCUUGUGACAGCGACAUCAAAAACAACCAACGGUCCAGCUCCAACCACUGCAGUCACAUCUGCUUCCCCAACUGUGACAAUUUCUCCAGUCCUGUCUAUGUCCCCUCAGAGAAUUCCCUCUGCAGAUUUGACAUCUACUCUUGCAGUAACUGCAACGCCCGAAAUAACCCCAAGUCCAGAUGGAACCACUGCAAUCCUAGCUACAUCUCCUCCGGCAAAGAUCACUCCCCAAGUUCCAACAAAAACCACUACUGUGACCAUAGUGACGGAAACGCCAGCAACAACUUCUCCGGUGUCACCGACACCUGGACCACUUUCUUCUUCAGUGGAUGCAACAAAUUUGAUCAGUAAUUAUCUGACUCUAACCACCACAAUUAGCUCAACACUCACUUCAGGGACCAUUCCCUCCAUGAUUUUGACAACUAUUCCUCCGACGUCAGAAAUAUCCAGUAGACCUUUUCUAAUCACAGGAACACCUGACACAAUCCGUAGUCUAGUUCCAACAAUUGUAAGUAGGUCUAAAACAUCAUUGGAAACCGCUACUUUAGUGCCGAUACCUACAAGAUUUUCUCCAAUGAGAGAAACCAUUGGAAUAGGCGAAGGUCAGGCUCCGACAUCAGUGUUCAGGUCCACGUCCUCUAUAGAAGCAACAGUUUCUUCCCCAGCUCCAACUAAUUCUCCAGUGCUGGCAACGCCUCAUUCAAUCUCUACAAUGGCGGAAACGGUAGUUAGUUUAGGUCAGACCACUCCAGUCUUUUCUGGAACAACGAACAAAAUUACUCCCAAUCAAGGUCCAAUUACUUCUGCAGGGACGGAAAUACUUGGAACAACUUCUGGGACGACAGCUGGACCUAGUGGAAGUCUUUCUGUAGUAACUGCAACCUCUUUGAGGCUCACAAUUCCCUUCCAAUCUGUGACUUCUACUCUAGUGACAGCAACACUUAGUACAACCGAUCAACUGACUUCAACCACCAGACUCAGGGCUACGUCCCUUUCGGGACCCACAAUUCACUUCCUUGUUCCGACACCAAUUACUUUUCAAUUGUCGACAAGCGUACCGACGACGCGUAGAAAAGCUGCGGCAGUCACGUCGACAAGGUUUCCUUUAGCCACCAUCGGAACCGUCCCCGCUCGGAAAACUACUCCAGUGUCACCGACGGGUAUUCUGGCUCCAACCAUUGCAAUCUUGUCAUCACCAUCCCCGGUAGGAACCACAGUUCCCUCUCGGGCUUUCACAAGGAGACAUCUUGUGUCUGCAAAACCCGGAAUAACCAGUAGUCAGUUUUCAAUCAUGUCUCCAUCCUCAAAAGGAAUGCCAACUCCCUUCCCAGUUCAGAGGACUCCUUCUCCACUGUUUGGAGUGCAAAGAAUUCCUCCAUUGAGGGAAACUGUUGGGACAACCAGUUCUCCAACUACUGCAAUCGGAUCUACAAUGCUUUCAGAAAUGACACCCUCAAAACUUCCAACAGCUGCUGCAGCAUUUGCGACAUCAGAAGCAAUCAGUCCUCUGACCUUAAUUUCAGCAAUCGGAAGUGAAAUGUACACUGGGGAAACGACUGACUCCACAUCGCACACGACUCCUCGUGCAAUGACAACCGAUGGUCACGUUUGUGGUCAUGGGCACGGAGAUCGCAGCCACCACUACAGGGGCUGCCCUUCAGACGCUCCCUCACAAUGGGCAACUGCAACCUCUCCGGUCUCAACACCCAACACAACCAAUGGUCUGACUCCAACCGUUGUUCGUUGGUCUGCAACAUCUUUUACAGAAAAUGCAAAUUCUUCCCUAUGUCUGAACACAACUUCUCUGAGGACAAUGUAUGGUCAAACUGGUGGGGAGGGCCCCCGCUGGGGUCGCAAGGGCCCCCGCUGGGGUCGCAAGGGCCCCCGCUGGGGUCGCAAGGGCCACCGGAGGGGUCGCAAGGGCCACCGGAGGGGUCGCAAGGGCCACGGCCACCGCUGGGGCCACAAAGGCUGCCCUUUAGGGAAUCCUUCCCAAUCACUCACAGCAACUUCUCCAGUAUCAACUCUGAAAACCAAUAGGCUGACUCCAAACCUUGGUCUUUGGCCUGUAACCGCUUCAAAGAAUGGAACUUCCCCAUUUCUGACCACUACUUCUCCAAUGAAGAUAUAUGAUCGAAUAGGAAGCCAGGAACAAAAGCCUCACGGCCACCGCUGGGGCCACGAGGGCAGCCUUUUAAAAGGUCCCUCACAAUCACGCAACAAAAGCCAUCAGGUCUCAACACUGAGAACAACCAAUGGUCCAGGUUCAGUCCCUGCUAUCACUUCUAUGUCUUCCAAAGCAACUCCUUCCCUAUCUUUGACAACGACAACUCCAAUGACAACAAGUGGUCAUAUUUGUGGUCAUGGUCGCAGAUACCGCUACAAGAGUCAAGCCCACCACCACAGGGGUCGCUGGGGCCACAGGCGCCAUAUCCACCGCAAGGGUCAUAGCCACCACCGGGGUCACAAAAGCCACGUCCACAGCUGGAGCCACAGGGGCUGCUCUUCUGACGCUCCUUCACAAUCAGCCACUACAACUUCUGCAGUCUCAAGACCUAAAAUAACCAAUAGCCGGAAUCCAACACUUGCUCGUCGGACUGAAACAUCUUUUUCAGAAAAUGCAACUCCUUUCCCAUUCCUGGCUACUUCUCCAAAGGCAAUAUGCACUCAAACUGGUGGGCAGGGCCGUCGUUGGCGCCACAAGGGCCACCGCUGGGGCCACAAGGGCCACUCCUGGAUCCACAAGAGCAGCCCUUUAGCACCUCCCUCCCAAUCACUCAAAACUUCUGCAGUUUCAACAGAGGGAACAACCAAUGGUCCAGGUUCAGUCCCUGCUAUCACUCCCUCCCUAUCUUUGACUACGACAACUCCAAUGACAAGUGGUCAUAUUUGUGGUCAUGAUCGCAGAUAUCGCUACAAGGGUCACGCCCACCACCACAGGGGUCGCUGGGGCCACAGGCGCCAUAUCCACCGCAAGGGUCAUAGCCACCACCGGGGUCACAAAAGCCACGUCCACAGCUGGAGCCACAGGGGCUGCUCUUCUGACGCUCCUUCACAAUCAGCCACUACAACUUCUGCAGUCUCAAGACCUAAAAUAACCAAUAGCCGGAAUCCAACACUUGCUCGUCGGACUGAAACAUCUUUUUCAGAAAAUGCAACUCCUUUCCCAUUCCUGGCUACUUCUCCAAAGGCAAUAUGCACUCAAACUGGUGGGCAGGGCCGUCGUUGGCGCCACAAGGGCCACCGCUGGGGCCACAAGGGCCACCGCUGGGGCCACAAGGGCCACCGCUGGGGCCACAAGGGCCACCGCUGGGGCCACAAGAGCAGCCCUUUAGCACCUCCCUCCCAAUCACUCAAGAAAACUUCUGCAGUUUCAACAGAGGGAACAACCAAUGGUCCAGGUUCAGUCCCUGCUAUCACUCCCUCCCUAUCUUUGACUACGACAACUCCAAUGACAAGUGGUCAUAUUUGUGGUCAUGAUCGCAGAUAUCGCUACAAGGGUCACGCCCACCACCACAGGGGUCGCUGGGGCCACAGGCGCCAUAUCCACCGCAAGGGUCAUAGCCACCACCGGGGUCACAAAAGCCACGUCCACAGCUGGAGCCACAGGGGCUGCUCUUCUGACGCUCCUUCACAAUCAGCCACUACAACUUCUGCAGUCUCAAGACCUAAAAUAACCAAUAGCCGGAAUCCAACACUUGCUCGUCGGACUGAAACAUCUUUUUCAGAAAAUGCAACUCCUUUCCCAUUCCUGGCUACUUCUCCAAAGGCAAUAUGCACUCAAACUGGUGGGCAGGGCCGUCGUUGGUGCCACAAGGGCCACCGCUGGGGCCACAAGGGCCACUCCUGGAUCCACAAGAGCAGCCCUUUAGCACCUCCCUCCCAAUCACUCAAGAAAACUCCUGCAGUUUCAACAGAGGGAACAACCAAUGGUCCAGGUUCAGUCCCUGCUAUCACUCCCUCCCUAUCUUUGACUACGACAACUCCAAUGACAAGUGGUCAUAUUUGUGGUCAUGAUCACAGAUAUCGCUACAAGGGUCACGCCCACCACCACAGGGGUCGCUGGGGCCACAGGCGCCAUAUCCACCGCAAGGGUCAUAGCCACCACCGGGGUCACAAAAGCCACGUCCACAGCUGGAGCCACAGGGGCUGCUCUUCUGACGCUCCUUCACAAUCAGCCACUACAACUUCUGCAGUCUCAAGACCUAAAAUAACCAAUAGCCGGAAUCCAACACUUGCUCGUCGGACUGAAACAUCUUUUUCAGAACAUGCAACUCCUUUCCCAUUCCUGGCUACUUCUCCAAAGGCAAUAUGCACUCAAACUGGUGGGCAGGGCCGUCGUUGGCGCCACAAGGGCCACCGCUGGGGCCACAAGGGCCACUCCUGGAUCCACAAGAGCAGCCCUUUAGCACCUCCCUCCCAAUCACUCAAGAAAACUCCUGCAGUUUCAACAGAGGGAACAACCAAUGGUCCAGGUUCAGUCCCUGCUAUCACUCCCUCCCUAUCUUUGACUACGACAACUCCAAUGACAAGUGGUCAUAUUUGUGGUCAUGAUCGCAGAUAUCGCUACAAGGGUCACGCCCACCACCACAGGGGUCGCUGGGGCCACAGGCGCCAUAUCCACCGCAAGGGUCAUAGCCACCACCGGGGUCACAAAAGCCACGUCCACAGCUGGAGACACAGGGGCUGCUCUUCUGACGCUCCUUCACAAUCAGCCACUACAACUUCUGCAGUCUCAAGACCUAAAAUAACCAAUAGCCGGAAUCCAACACUUGCUCGUCGGACUGAAACAUCUUUUUCAGAACAUGCAACUCCUUUCCCAUUCCUGGCUACUUCUCCAAAGGCAAUAUGCACUCAAACUGGUGGGCAGGGCCGUCGUUGGCGCCACAAGGGCCGUCGCUGGCGCCACAAGGGCCACCGCUGGGGCCACAAGGGGCACUCCUGGAUCCACAAGGGCCACUCUUCAGAAAGUCCCUCACAAUCGCUCACUAAAACUGCACCCAUCCUAAUACCUGAACUAGGCAGUCGCCAGACUUCAGCCCCUGCUAUCCAAUCUACAUCUCCUCCAAAUACAUCUUCCUUUCCAUCUCCGAUUACGUUUUCUUCAGUGCCGAAGUAUCGACAUGUGUCCAAGAAUUACAAUCACCGCAGAGUUCAAAAGGCACCCGGUCGUCGUAGAGGUCAGAAGGCUUAUAGCCGUCGCGGAGGUUUCAAGGGCUAUACCCACCGUAGAGUUCUCAAGAACCGUGGCCAUAUCAGCAGUCCCAAUGUCCGCCCUUCAGAAAUGUCGAGGAAAUUGAUCAGUAAAACUUCUCCGGUCUCAGCACCAGGAACGAGCAACAGCCUGGCUCCAGCUCCGGCUGUCCCAUCUCCAGUGGCGCUUUUGAAAACAGUUCACUCCCCAUCGCUGACCUUUACUCCUCCAGUGCAGUCAUGUGUCCAUUCGUGUGAGGGCCAGAGACAACAGGGCGGGCACAAAAGUGGUCAAAGGGGCAGCGACAACGGAGAUUACAAGAGGAACCCCCACGAGAAAGCCGAGACAAAUGACACUGUCGUAACCGAUCCAGACAAGCACGGCCACAAUGAGGGCAGCCUGAGCGAGGCAGGCGGCGAUGAAGGAAAUGGCAACCGUCGCAGGAGAGACAAUCUCAAGCGGAACAGUGACGAGGGAGCCAAAGACCUGGACGCCCGAAGCCAGGAAGACAACGCUGUGGGAAGCCACGAUAAGGAAGGCACCGACAAGGCAAAUGACGCCGAGCGUGAACAGGAGGAUGGCCGCGAUGAGGCGGACCGCGUUGACGGUGCCAAGCACCGGCGUGGCCGCCCCAAUGAACGAUUGAAGGCCCUCACGAGACUGAGAAGGGGAGCCCCGACGGGCCGGACGGAGACGACGAGGGCGGUCACGCCCACCGGAAGGCUCGAGACUGUACCGAGCGUGACGAGGCAGACGACUCCUCCGGUCGGCACCAAGGAGGGCGCCCCGAGAAACGUGGUCUCAGCGAGGGCUGCCAAAAGAGUUUGGUUAGGUUCCAGGUGGCACGGCGCCUCAAAGUCCGGCAGGAGCCAACCCGACGGCUGGCGCGAGCAUGCUGGUUAGAUGUACUCUCAAAUUGUCAAAUUUUUCUAUUCUAUGAAUAAAUACUCCAAAUUUUUUUCAUG
Molecule: messenger RNA, 9162 nt
Organism: Syngnathoides biaculeatus (alligator pipefish)
Lineage: Eukaryota; Metazoa; Chordata; Actinopteri; Syngnathiformes; Syngnathidae
Product: mucin-5AC-like
Exons: 2
Coding region: 113-9100 (2995 amino acids)
Source: RefSeq, a predicted model, not a curated record